GCCCCCCGACCCCGUUAUGUUAAGUAGCAGGCGGCCUGCUUUCUGUCCGCCACUCUGGCCUCCUUGGGUUUCAAGUCCAAACAUGGUGAUCCUUGUGGGACGCUAGGAUGCCCCCUCCCCCUCAGCAGAGAGAGAGAGAAGGGGACACAUGAUGAGCGCAGAGUCCUUGUCCGGCUGCCCUUUCUCCACGCUCUUAAGGUCUCCCAGCUUGAUGGAGCGACCCUAGCAGAACUUCGCUACAAGUACUUCACCUGGUUCUGCCACCAUGAGCAAGGAGGACUGGACCCUGCUGGACCACCUGUUCUGUGCACCCGUCUGUGACGGCUGGAGCAACAGGACGGAGGGGGCCUUCUACCAGUUGGGCCACAGCAUGCUGUUCCUGGGCUACAUGGGGGGGAGCGGGGCGUACGGCUGCCUCUUCCUCUUCGGCUUCCUGACCCCCUCCUACGUGUGCCUGACCCUGUGGGGCUGCCUGAGCGUCUGCGGCCUGGACGUCACCGCCUGGAACCUGCUCCUGCUGCUGGCCUGCCUGGGCCAGAUCUGCCACCUCCUGUGCCGCCUGCACCAGGAGGGCCUCCGCGGCGAGGAGCUGAGCGCCCUCUACCGGGCCGUCUACCUGCCGCUGGGCGUGCCUGUCCAGGUCUUCAAGGAGAUCGCGGGCGCCUUCGAGAACAGGGUGCUGGAGCUGAAGGCUGGGGAGAAGUACGCUGUGGAAGGCAAGACGCCCAUCGACCAGCUCUCCUUUCUGCUGUCUGGCAGGGUCAACGUGUCGCUGGAGGGUCAGUUCCUGCACUACAUCCACCCACACCAGUUCCUGGACUCCCCCGAGUGGGAGUCUCUGAGGCCCAACGAGGACGGAAAGUUCCAGGUCACGCUGACCGCCGAGGAGGACUCGCGCUACAUCUCCUGGCGGCGUCGCCGCCUGUUCUCGCUGCUGUCCAAGGAGCGCUACGUCGCCCGUCUCUUCUCCGUCAUGCUGGGCUUGGACAUCGCAGAGAAGCUCUACAACCUCAAUAACAAGCUCUACGUCAAGAGCGGCGUGCUCCUGGACAUCCGCCUGCCCAGCCUCUACCACGUGUUGGCGCCCUCGUCGCAGAGCAGCGAGGGGGGGAGCGCCAACGACGGCGGCCCCCGUAAGGAGCAUCAGUGGGACGCGCCGGAACUCCAGCUGUCGGAUCUAGACCGACCUCACCCGUCUCAACCACGGCAACAGAAGACCCCGUCGGACGGAACCCCGCAGCGUGACCACGACCAGAACCGCUGGGUGUCGGACCCCGAGCUGCCCUCCGGUGAGGACUCUACCAGCCUGGUCCUGGAGGACUUUGCUGAUGUGGCGGGCUCCUUGAUGGACUAUGGCAGUGAGAGGGAUUAUUUGAGGUAGUGGGGCAGGGUUCCGGAGCUAACACACUGGGUCACCGCUUAAGCUACAUGUGGCGACGGCCUCACGACUCCAGUGGCCCGCUUCCAGAGGAACGUCAGGGCGCCGCUGGCGCCGACCGACACGCCCAAAUUGUGACGACUCAGCACACCAAGGUUUUUUUCCAUCCCUGUCUCUUUUUUCUCACAAUUUUUUUGGAUUGAUUGAGACUUUUAUUAGUAGAUUGCACAGUUCAGUACAUAUUCCGUACAAUUGACCACUAAAUGGUAACACCCCAAUAAGUUUUUCAACUUGUUUAAGUCGGGGUCCACGUUAAUCAAUUCAUGGUAAACUUCAACAUUUGGACCACUAUUUAUUAUUAUUUUUUUGGUUGGCUUUUCAGUGGUGUCACUUUUUAUUCCACACAUUUCUACGUCAGGGGGCCAACUUUUUUCCAUAAAGCUUUUCCUGUGCAGUCGAACCCGCCUACUUCCUGUCACAUUACCACGCUGAUUGAUUGAUUGAGACUUUUAUUAGUAGAUUGUACAGAGAAUUGACCACUAAAUGGUAACACCCCAAUAAGUUUCUCAACUUGUUUAAGUCGGGGUCCAUGUUAAUCAAUUCAUGGUACCAUAAAAACACAAUCAACUUCCUACUUUGGCAUUAAAGUUUGUUCACUUCCUGUG
This is a messenger RNA of Nerophis ophidion (straightnose pipefish), 2043 nucleotides long. It is a transcript of the gene popdc2, whose product is annotated as popeye domain containing 2. Gene Ontology annotation, cellular component: sarcolemma. The transcript is spliced from 4 exons. The coding region runs from base 266 to 1381 and encodes 371 amino acids. The record is from RefSeq and is a predicted model, not a curated record. NCBI's taxonomy places the organism in Eukaryota, Metazoa, Chordata, Actinopteri, Syngnathiformes, Syngnathidae. Gene Ontology annotation, molecular function: cAMP binding.